UUUGACUGAAUGACUAGUAGAUCUCUUCCCUAUUUAAUCAUGUUUUAGGUUCCAUAGUUCAUGGCACUUUCAUGAUUUCUAUCCUUUCUCGUCAGACCGUCUUUUACAAGAAUUUGUAUGCAUACUCGGUUAUAUUCGGUUCUCGUGUUUGGUGUUUCCCCAUUUAUGUUUGCUUGUGAAGUUUGAAGUGUGUAAUCAUCUAGGAUUUAAGUAGUUUAGGUUAGGUUCUUCUUCAUAUAUCAUUUGGUAUUUCAGGGUAAAUAACCAAGUCCUAGAAAGAUGAAAUUUAAGGAUGGAAAGCCGAUUUCUCACCCUGAUAAAGGCGUGAAGAUCGUUCCUUUAUCUUUCAUCAUUGUUCUGUUAUGUGGGAUAUCGUUCUAUCUAGGAGGGGUGUUCAACAACAUUGAUGCUAAAGAUAUCACAGAUGUUGUUAUGAAAACAGAACAGACACCAAAGACGAAAUCAGUAGUUUCACCUCUACAGAUCAAGUCUGUUUCCUUCCCUGAUUGUGGUGUUGAGUAUCAAGACUACACUCCCUGCACAGAUCCAAGGAGAUGGAAGAAGUAUGGUUAUAAACGGCUUAUUUUCUUGGAACGACAUUGUCCACCGAUAUUUGAAAGAAAGGAGUGUUUAGUGCCUCCACCUGAGGGGUACAAAUUGCCAAUCAGAUGGCCUAAGAGCAAGAAGGAGUGUUGGUACAGAAAUGUGCCAUAUGAUUGGAUCAACAAGCAGAAGUCGAAUCAGCAUUGGUUGAGGAAAGAAGGAGAAAAAUUCUUCUUCCCUGGCGGAGGCACGAUGUUUCCAAAGGGUGUUAGUCAUUAUGUUGAUCUUAUGGAAGAUUUGCUUCCUCAAUUGAAAGACGGAACUAUUCGUACUGCUAUUGACACCGGCUGUGGGGUUGCUAGUUGGGGAGGCGAUUUGCUGGAUCGAGGAAUUCUUACUGUUUCUUUAGCUCCAAGGGAUAACCAUGAGGCACAAGUUCAAUUUGCUCUAGAACGUGGUAUUCCUGCAAUUCUAGGAGUCAUUUCAACACAACGGCUUCCUUUCCCUUCAAAUUCGUUUGAUAUGGCUCAUUGCUCAAGAUGCCUUAUUCCCUGGACAGAGUUUGGUGGAGUCUAUCUCAUGGAAAUUCACCGCAUACUUCGGCCAGGAGGAUUUUGGGUUCUUUCAGGACCUCCUGUGAACUACGAGAACCGUUGGAGAGGGUGGAAUACCACUGUAGAUGAACAAAGAUCAGACUAUGAGAAACUACAAGAGUUGCUUACUUCUAUGUGCUUCAAACUAUUCAGCAAAAAGGAUGAUAUUGCUGUGUGGCGUAAAGCUUCUGACAAUAGCUGCUACGAUGAUAAGCUUGCUAGUCCCGAUGCUUACCCCCCUAAAUGUGAUGACAGUGUUGAGCCUGAUUCAGCUUGGUACACCCCACUCCGCUCAUGCGUGACAGUGCCGAGCCCCAAACUCAAGAAAUUGAGUCUGAAAUCCAUUUCAAAGUGGCCACAACGUUUGAGCGUUGCACCAGAUCGUCUCUCUGAAGUUCCUAGUGGAAAUGCCGGUACUUUCAAGCAUGAUGAAGGCAAGUGGAAGGUCAGAGUUAAGCAUUACAAGAAGUUGGUAUCGGCUAUUGGAAGUGACAAGAUAAGGAAUGUUAUGGAUAUGAAUACAAUGUAUGGGGGUUUUGCAGCUCAACUUAUUGAGGAUCCUGUUUGGGUUAUGAAUGUGGUUUCCUCUUAUGGUGCGAAUACAUUGCCUGUGGUUUAUGAUCGGGGUCUCAUUGGAGCUUAUCAUGACUGGUGCGAGCCAUUCUCUACCUAUCCAAGAACAUAUGAUCUUCUUCACGCGGAUGGCCUCUUUACUGCUGAAAGCCACAGGUGUGAUAUGAAGUACGUGCUCUUGGAAAUGGAUCGACUUCUUCGACCAAGUGGGUACGCUAUCAUUCGGGAAAACAGCUACUUUGUAGAUUCUGUUAGUACAAUUGCCAAGGGGAUGAAAUGGGAAUGUCGCAAGGAAGAAACCGGUUAUAACAGUGAAAACGAAAAGAUAUUAAUUUGCCAGAAGAAACUCUGGUACUCCAAACAGAGUUCAAGAUGACAAACUAUUAAUAACAGCUCCCUCGAAAUCAAGAAGAAGGCUCAUCGAGUUUCCAGUUCAGUGUUACUGUGAUGUGAGUGAUUUAUAGAAAUAUCAAGAGCAACACAGGUAAAAGGAAAGACAAAUCAUAUAUAAGGCGAUUCUUUAUGCCGUUACCAGAAAGGAAACUGCACCUUCUGUCUAAUUCAAUUAUAGAAGUAGAAGAAGAAAUCAAAGGUUUAUAUAGAAGAAAAUCAGAAGGGUGCCAUACUGAAAUUUCAUGGAAUUCUUAAGGAAUAGUAGAAAACAAUAAGAUAAUUAUUUUUGUAGUUAAUGAAUUUUUCGAUUUUUUCUUAUUAUCAAGUUAUAUACAUGGUUCUUUUAAGUUUGUAUUUAUUAAUCAAUAGCCAGGACUUAUGAAUUUUGUGCACAUGAUUUAUGAUUAUAUGAAAAUGUGCUGAGAUUUUACACCAUAA
Messenger RNA from Spinacia oleracea (spinach), 2540 nucleotides. RefSeq names its product probable methyltransferase PMT21. The record is from RefSeq and is a predicted model, not a curated record. Lineage: Eukaryota; Viridiplantae; Streptophyta; Magnoliopsida; Caryophyllales; Amaranthaceae. Gene Ontology annotation, molecular function: methyltransferase activity. Bases 280 to 2085 code for a protein of 601 amino acids. Gene Ontology annotation, cellular component: endosome; cytoplasm; trans-Golgi network. The transcript has 8 exons.